GCGCAGAGAGGGAGGGAGGGAGGGAGGGAGAGAGAGAGAGAGAGAGAUGGGAAGGAGUCCAUGUUGCUCAAAGGUAGGGCUGAACAGAGGAGCAUGGACUCCCUUGGAAGAUAGAAUUCUGACUGCUUAUGUCAAAGCUCAUGGGGAGGGCCAAUGGAGGAAUCUUCCCAAGAGAGCUGGUCUCAAGAGAUGUGGCAAGAGUUGUAGACUGAGAUGGCUAAACUACCUGAGGCCAGACAUCAAAAGGGGUAACAUCUCCCAUGAUGAAGAAGAGCUCAUCAUCAGACUCCAUAAGCUCCUUGGUAACAGAUGGUCGCUGAUCGCAGGUAGACUCCCGGGACGAACAGAUAAUGAAAUCAAGAACUAUUGGAACACCACUUUGGUGAAGAAAGCUAAGGAUCAACCGUCUUCUUUUCCCUCCCGAGAAUCACCUUCAACUGAGUCCAAAGCCAAAAGGAUCUCGGCCAACAAUGGCUAUUCCAACAUCGUCAAGCCCUCGAGUUCUCAGUCGCCGCCGGCGACCGUCACCAGACCGCAGCCCGUGCGAGCAAAGCCAACACAGUGCACCCCGGUGCUAGCCUGGGAGAAACUAUAUGAACUCGGUCCCCUGCUUAAACCAACGAGUGACAUUCAGGAUCCACAAAUUGGUGAGGCUCGCCGUGAAGAUUUUCCUCGUCAAGGUGUUAGUGAAAUUCGUCUCUUUGACUUUGAACUUGAUGAUCAUUUCCAAGCAGAGCAAGACCGUUUUAUGGGGAAUAUGCUCGAGACUAUUGAUAAUAUUGCACCUAACGUCGAAGAAAUUCUUCUGGAGAGUUGGACGGGCAGUGUUUGUACAAAAGAGGACGCGUUAGAUCUAGAGUCUAUUCCAUUUGUGCUUGAUCCUGAGGAAUGGCCGUGAUGUUAUGUAAUAGAGAAUUUAAUUUUGAUUAGAGCUGCCUUUUUAGGUACCUUAAUAAAUCCCCACUCGGGCAUUGAUCCCUCAGAAUUGGCAUGAUUGGUGGGAGUGUAAGAGGAUUUUCAGCUCGAAAAUUCAAGGUCAUCUAUUCAAAUCUCA
Messenger RNA from Eucalyptus grandis, 1054 nucleotides. RefSeq names its product transcription factor MYB123. The record is from RefSeq and is a predicted model, not a curated record. The transcript has 3 exons. NCBI's taxonomy places the organism in Eukaryota, Viridiplantae, Streptophyta, Magnoliopsida, Myrtales, Myrtaceae. Bases 47 to 898 code for a protein of 283 amino acids.